CCCAAUUCAAUAUUAAGUGUUUAAUCUAUGGCCCAACUUUAGCAAAGUUUACGUAAAAACGGACCAGUAGCUCUAAAAUUACGACGUUUUUUGAUUCUCAUCAAUUACUAAAACAUUUUCAGUGUCACAAAAAACAGAAUGUGAAAGCUUAUAUUUGUUAGUUCCAUAUCAACAGAAAAAUAAAUAAAAACACGUUAGGAAAUGAUAAUUUUUAAUUGGAAUCACGUUCAUCAAGUCUAAGAGAACCAUAUAAAAAUAACAAUUCACUAUAUUAUACUAUUAAUAAAAUACCAAAAAUGAAUGUAAAAAAACCUUCUAAUUCUUCGAAUAAACUUUGCGUGCUGUGUCUCUGUGUGGGGCGGUCUCUCAAUGUUGUCCCAGAAGACAAGAUCCUGAAAUACUACGUGGACUCUCUGCGAGAGAUACCUUUACAUAGAGUAUCAUCAGUUCUACCAGUGUGUUGGGAGUGCGAAAUACUGCUGAAGAGGGCUGUACAGCUCAGAGAGCAGGUCCAGGAUUCUCACAGGAUACUGCAAACUAACACUAAAAAGUAUAUAAACAAACAUUUACCGACUGAAGUGUCAAGGAAGUCAUGUUUGAAGACCACCAAGAACGAGCCCAUCGCGAUAUCGCCGAAACUGAAUUGUUCUAGAAGAUCAAAUGCUCGUGUACGUUUUAAAGAUGAAGCUGAAAACGAAGGAAAAACGAAGAAUCGUCGAGAAUCUUCUACCCUCAACCCCCCAGACGUGAUCCAAGAAUUCAUUAGUUCUGUUGAUCACCAACAACAAGAUAACUUGGCAAACGUCAAGAGUGUGCCGAAGAGGAAACCUCAACGUCGGGCUCAGAAGAAAUCAAAGACAAAGAGUAAGAUAAGUUUGGACAAAGAGAAAUUCACCGAGUGCUUCCUCAAUGAAGUGCCGCAUGAAACGAGCGACAUUUGCAAUCCGACGGACGUACAGAUCGUGUUUAUGCAAAAUGAAGAUAUAAAUGAAAAUUCCACCGAGUGCUUCCUCAGUGAAGUGCCGCAUGAAACGAGCGACAUUUGCAAUCCGACGAAUGUACAAAUAGUGUCUGUACAAGAUGAAAAUAUAAAUGAAAAUUCCACCGAGUGCUUCCUCAAUGAAGUGACGCAUGAAACGAGCGAUAUUUGCAAUCCGAUGAAUCCACAGAUCGUGUUUGUGCAAAAUGAAGAUAUAAAUGGAAAUUCCACCGAGUGCUUCCUCAAUGAGGUGCCGCAUGAAACGAGCGACAUUUGCAAUCCGACGGACGUACAGAUCGUGUUUAUGCAAAAUGAAGAUAUAAAUGAAAAUUCCACCGAGUGCUUCCUCAGUGAAGUGCCGCAUGAAAUGAGCGACAUUUGCAAUCCGACGAACGUAGAGAUCGUGUUUGUGCAAAAUGAAGAUAUAAAUGAAAAUUCCACCGAGUGCUUCCUCAAUGAAGUGCUGCAUGAAAUGAGCGACAUUUGCAAUCCGACGAACGUAGAGAUCGUGUUUGCACAAGCUGAAGAUAUAAAUGAAAAUUCUGGGCGCGUGAACCAAGAUUUGAUCAGUUCUGUUGAUCACCAACAACAAGAUGCCGUAGUAAACGCCAAGAGUGUGUUUAGGGAGAAAUUCCAACGUUGGUCUCCAAAGAAAUUGAAGACAAAGAGUAAGAUAAGCUUGGACAAAGAGAAAUUCACCACAUGCUUCGUCGAUGAUUUGCCGCGUGCAACGAGCGACAUUUGCAAUCCGACGAACGCACACAGCGUAUUUGUACAAGAUGAAGAUAAAAAUGAAAAUUCUGGCCGCGUGAACCAAGAUUUGAUCAGUUCUGUUGAUCACCAACAACAAGAUGCCUUGGUAAACGUCAGGAGUGUACCAAAGAGGAAUUCCCAACAUAGGUCUCCAAAGAAAUUGAAGACAAACAGUAUGAAAAGUUUGGACAAAAAUAAAUUCACCGCAUGCUUCAUCAGUGAUUUGCCUUGUGUUGUGACAAGACGCAUUAAAAAACGGAAGAACCUACAGAGAGCAUUUGUACAAGUUGACGAUAAAAAUGAAAAUUCUGGCCGCGAUAUACAAAUCUCGGACGAUUGUGUAAUAGACGCGGAUUACGCUGAUGACUCUGCAGAAAAAAUGGGAUGGAAAGAAAAGAAAAAUAGCGUCCCCGAUAAAUUUAGUGGACGUAACGGAGAUAUUGAAACUGCCUUCGAGGAUGAUAAUUUAAACGAAUAUUUACAGACCGAAGUAUCCAGUCCGCCGCGUUUGAAAAUCACCAGCAACAAGCCCACCGCGAUAUCGUCGAAUGUGGAUUGUUCUGGAAGUCCAAAUGUUAGCGCAGAUUUAAAAGAUAAAGCCAAAAACGAAGUGAAAGAAGAUUUAAUCAGUUCUGUUGAUCACCAACAACAAGAUGCCUUGGUAAACGUCAGGAGUGUGCCAAAGAGGAAUUCCCAACAUAGGUCUCCAAAGAAAUUGAAGGCAAACAGUAUGAAAAGUUUGGACAAAAAUAAAUUCACCUCAUGCUUGGUCAAUGAAUUGCCGCGUGCAAAGAGCGACAUUAGCAAACCGAAGAACCUACAGAGUGCAUUUGUACAAGAUGAAGAUAAAAAUGAAGAUUCUGGCCGCGAUAUUCAAAUCUCGGACGAUUGUGUAGAUGCGGACUUCGCAGAUGACUUUGUAGAAGAAAAUGGAUUUAGUGGGUCCAAGGAAGAUAUCGAAACCGCCUUCGAGGAUGACGAUUUAAAUGAAUAUUUGCAGACCGAAGUAUCCAGUCCACCGCGUUUAAAAAUCACCAACAACAAGCCCACCGCGAUAUCGUCGAACGCGGAUUGUUCUGGAAGUCCAAAUGCUAGCGUAGACUUAAAAGAUAAAGCCAAAAACGAAGUGAACCAAGAUUUGAUCAGUUCUGUUGAUCACCAACAACAAGAUGCCUUGGUAAACGCCAGGAGUGUGCCAAAGAGGAAUUCCCAACAUAGGUCUCCAAAGAAAUUGAAGACAAACAGUAAAAUAAGUUUGGACAAAAAUAAAUUCACCGUAUACUUCAUCGGUGAUUUGCCUUGUGUAACGAGACGCAUUAAAAAACGGAAGAACCUACAGAGAGCAUUUGUACAAGUUGACGAUAAAAAUGAAAAUUCUGGCCGCGAUAUACAAAUCUCGGACGAUUGUGUAAUAGACGCGGAUUACGCUGAUGACUCUGCAGAAAAAAUGGGAUGGAAAGAAAAGAAAAAUGGCGUCCGCGAUAAACUUAGUGAAUCUAAGGGAGAUAUUGAAUCCGCCUUCGAGGAUGAUGAUUUAAACGAAUAUUUACAGACCGAAGUAUCCAGUCCACCGCGUUUGAAAAUCUCCAACAACAAGCCCACCGCGAUAUCGUCGAACGCGGAUUGUUUUGGAAGUCCAAAUGCUAGCGUAGACUUAAAAGAUAAAGCCGAAAACGAAGUGAACCAAGAUUUGAUCAGUUCUGUUGAUCACCAACAACAAGAUGCCGUGGUAAACGCCAGGAGUGUGCCAAAGAGGAAUUCCCAACAUAGGUCUCCAAAGAAAUUGAAGACAAACAGUAUAAUAAGUUUGAACAAAAAUAAAUUCACCUCAUGCUUGGUCAAUGAAUUGCCGCGUGCAAAGAGCGACAUUAGCAAACCGAAGAACCUACAGAGUGCAUUUGUACAAGAUGAAGAUAAAAAUGAAGAUUCUGGCCGCGAUAUUCAAAUCUCGGACGAUUGUGUAAAAGACGCGGACUUCGCUGAUGAAUUUUUAGCAAAAAUUGGAUUGACGAGAAAGAAAAAUAGCGUCCGCGAUAAAUUUAGUGGAUCUAAGGGAGAUAUUGAAACCGCCUUCAAGGAUAACAAUUUAAACGAAUAUUUACAGACCGAAGUAUCCAGUCCGCCGCGUUUGAAAAUCACCAACAACAAGCCCACCGCGAUAUCGUCGAAUGUGGAUUGUUCUGGAAGUCCAAAUGUUAGCGUAGUUUUAAAAGAUAAAACCAAAAACGAAGUGAAGCAAGCUUUCAUUAGUACUGUUGAUCACCAACAACAACAUACCUUGGUAAACGUCAGGAGUGUGCCUCGCAAGAGGCAAUCCCGAUAUUGUUCUCCAGAGAAAUUAAAGAAAAAUAAAGAAAGAAAUAAAAGAAACAAGAUAGCUUUGACCAAACAGAAAUUCACCCUAUGCUUCAUCAAUGAAUUGCCGCGUGCAACGAGCGACAUUAAAAAACCGUCGAAACUACAGAGUGGAUUAGUACAAGAUGAAGAUAAAAAUGAAAAUUCUGGCCGCGAUAUUCAAAUGUCGGACGAUUGUGUAAUGGACCCGGACUUCUCUGAUGACUCUGGAGAAGAAAUGGGAUUCAAUCCCAUCCCAUCAGAAAAGAAAAGUAGCGAUAAAUUUAGGGGAUCUAAGGGAGAUAAUGAAACCGCCUUCAAGGAUAACACCGAAGUAUCCAGUCCGCCGCGUUUGAAAAUCACCAGCAACAAGCCCACCGCGAUAUCGUCGAAUGUGGAUUGUUCUGGAAGUUCAAAUGUUAGCGUAGACUUAAAAGAUAAAGCCAAUAACGAAGUGAACCAAGAUUUGAGCAGUUCUGUUGAUCACCAACAACAAGAUGCCUUGGUAAACGUCAGGAGGGUGCCUAAGAAGAAAUCCCAACAUAGUUCUCCAAAGAAAUUGAAGACAAACAGUAUGAAAAGUUUGGACAAAAAUAAAUUCACCCUAUGCUUCAUCAAUGAAUUGCCGCGUGCAACGAGCGACAUUAAAAAACCGUCGAAACUACAGAGUGGAUUAGUACAAGAUGAAGAUAAAAAUGAAAAUUCUGGCCGCGAUAUUCAAAUGUCGGACGAUUGUGUAAUGGACCCGGACUUCUCUGAUGACUCUGGAGAAGAAAUGAGAUUCAAUCCCAUCCCAUCAGAAAAGAAAAGUAGCGAUAAAUUUAGGGGAUCUAAGGGAGAUAAUGAAACCGCCUUCAAGGAUAACACCAAAGUAUCCAGGCUGUCGCAUUUGAAAAUCACUAAGAACAUGUCCAUCGCGAUACCGCCGAGAAACAGUAGAAUAAGCUUAAACGAAAAGAAAUUCACCGUAUGCUACAUCACUGAUUUGCCGCGUGCAACAAGCGACUUUAGCAAACCGACAAACACAGAGAUCAUGUUUGUACAACAUGAAUAUAAAAAUGAAAAUUCUGACCGCGAUAUUAGAAUCUCGGACGAUUGUGUCAUAGACGCGGACUUCAUCGAUGACUCUGCAGAAAAUUUGGGAUCUAAAUUUUGGGGAUUUCAAGGAGAUAUUGAAACCGCCUUCGAGGAUGACGCUGAAGUGUCCAGGCUGUCGCGUUUGGAAAUCAGCCAGAACGAGUACAUCGAGAUUUUACCGAAUGUGGAUUGUUCUGGAAGUCCAAAUGUUAGCGCAGAUUUAAAAGAUAAAGCCAAUAACGAAGUGAUCGAAGACUUCAUCGGUUCUGUUGAACAAGAACGAGAAGAAGAUACCUUGGUAUACGUCAAGAGUGCGGCGGCGAACGGUAAUCGGUGGACUCAAAAGAUAAUAAAAAGAAAUAGUAAGAUAAGCUUGGACAAAAAGAAAUUCACCGAGUGCUUCCUCAAUGGUGUGCCGCAUGCAAUGACGGACCUGCAUAGCGUAUUUGUAAAAGAAGAAUUUAAAAUUGAAAAAUCUGACAGCGAUAUUCAAAUGUCGGACGAGUGUCCAAUGGACGCGGACUUCGCUGUUGACGUUGCAGAAAAAAAUGGAUUAAGUGAAUCUGAGGGAGAUAGUGAAACAGCCAACGAGGAUGACAUAUUCACCGGGUGCCUCCUCAAUGAAGUGCCGUAUACAACGAGUGAUAUUUGCAAUCAGACUGACCUAGACCUAGAAUUAUUUGUAAAAGAUGAAGUUAAAAGUGAACAUUCUGAGAGCGAUAAUGAUAUCUCGGACGAGUGUCCCAUAGACGCGGACCUCGCUUUUGACGUUGCAGAAAAAAAUGGAUUAAGUGAAUCUGAGGGAGAUAUUGAAACCGCCUUCGAGACUGACAAGAUUCAGAACAUGGACGAUGAGGGGGAUAUGACUUUGAAAGUAAAACUUGAAGACAACGAAGAUUUACAGUCUGAUUGUCUCGAAGAGGAGAAUGAUAGCGAGUGGAUGCGCGUAGAGGCCGAGGCGAAUCCGGGGACUGUGGAACAGGAGCACCCCCCGGCUAGAGUCCCGGGCGCGUUGAAGAGGAAGGCCAAACGUUGCCCGGCGAAGAAGACGAAGAAAGCGAAACGCGUCCAAAGGAAACGGCGUGAACAAAAAGAGGCCGAGGCGGAUCCGGGGACUGUGGAACAGGAGCACCCCCCGACCAGAGUCCGGGGCGUGUUGAAGAGGAAGGCCAAACGUUGCCUGGCGAAAAAGACGAAGAGAGCGAAACGCGUCCAAAGGAAACGGCGUUAACAAAAAGGGACUUCCUCAUAACGGCUAAGCACUCCCAGCAGCAUGACCUUCUCCGUGUCAUGAAACGAUUCUUCCAUCUGGACACAGUGUAAAAAGAAACAUCAAUGAUCGACGUACAACGAUCGAAACAAGUGGACGUAAUAAUUCGAUUUGUGUAACAGCUUCGUAGUUUAUUGUGAAAACCCACAAUAAACUACAUUAUUUUCACAAUAAACACCA
Molecule: messenger RNA, 6593 nt
Organism: Bombyx mandarina (wild silkworm)
Lineage: Eukaryota; Metazoa; Arthropoda; Insecta; Lepidoptera; Bombycidae
Biological process (GO): regulation of transcription by RNA polymerase II
Cellular component (GO): nucleoplasm; nucleus
Molecular function (GO): zinc ion binding; DNA-binding transcription repressor activity, RNA polymerase II-specific; DNA-binding transcription activator activity, RNA polymerase II-specific
Source: RefSeq, a predicted model, not a curated record